Molecule: messenger RNA, 225 nt
Organism: Adineta steineri
Lineage: Eukaryota; Metazoa; Rotifera; Eurotatoria; Adinetida; Adinetidae
Source: the annotation of a GenBank genome assembly
AUGGAACAUGAGCAGUUUAGUAUGUGGGAAGCAACACCUAAUAAAAGUAAUUUAGAACCCAUUGAUAACAGUCAACAUUCGCAUAAUUGCGACAGCUCGGCGCAUACUAGUUUAUCUCGAUCUUCAAAUUGGUAUGCAGCAUCUUUUAUAUAUGGACUACUUCUAGGAGGACUCGUUGCUGGUGUAGCAUUCGCAGUAAUUCUUACAUUAUAUAUUAUGAGUUAA